This is a messenger RNA of Aspergillus ruber CBS 135680, 1423 nucleotides long. RefSeq lists its product as uncharacterized. Bases 67 to 1374 code for a protein of 435 amino acids. The transcript is spliced from 3 exons. Gene Ontology annotation, biological process: vesicle-mediated transport. NCBI's taxonomy places the organism in Eukaryota, Fungi, Ascomycota, Eurotiomycetes, Eurotiales, Aspergillaceae. Gene Ontology annotation, molecular function: protein-macromolecule adaptor activity. The record is from RefSeq and is a predicted model, not a curated record.
CCCCUUCAAAUAUACAACCAACCCACCAGAAACCCACCACACACUAAAAAAAAAACACCGACCAUAAUGACUCCGUCACCUCCCUCAUCACCAGAAGCAACAGCAACAACAUUGCCAAACCCCGCCUCCGGGACAUCGACAUCAAAACCGCAAUCCAAACUAGUCACCUCUCCCCGCCGCCUCCUCAUCCUCACUCCGACCUCGCACUCCCUCACCACUAUCCCUCCCCUCUUGCAUACAUUAACGGGCGUCGCGGUUAAAGAUCCUCCUUCCGCGACUACGACCGUGGCUGCGACUACAACCGAGUCUGAAGACGCGCCUGCGACGACGACGUUCGCGGGGUAUACGACACACACCCCCCUCACGAUCGAGAAUAAGUAUUACAAAGCAGAGGUGCCGAUAUGGGUUGAUGAGAUUCCGACGUCGUCUACGGAUGCGAAUACAAAUAUUGGAACAGAGGCGAAGACAGAAACGGAAGUGAAAGGAACAGGAGCAGCGCAAUGGAAAACUGAAUUCUCAGGCGCUGAGGCGCGGGUCGUGCGUGAUGCGAUUGGGGGUGUCGUUAUCUGUUUGAAGAACCCGCGGCCGCAUGCUAUUGGCGGGGAUACUAGUGAGGAGGGUGAGCGGGAGGAUGUACAAGCGCUCAAAGACUUCCUACGGUGUAUCGGGGAUGUCAAGAAAUUAAUCGAGGGUGAGAGAAGUGGUGAUGGCGACGGUGAUGGUGAAGGUGCGGGAAUUGGGUUUGGGGAGGUGCUGGGGUUGAUUAUUCUCGUUGAGGAUAGGAAUAAGAAUAAGAAUACGAAGUCUAAGAAGAAAGGAGGCAGUGAUAUCGAGGAUGACGGAGGGCUAGAAGAGACGGAGGAACCGUUUUCUAUUUCCUGGUGGGAAGAACAGCUUGAUGAUAUCGGGCUGAUGGAUUUUGAUAUUGCGAGUUGGGAUCCUAGUGCGCCGGACACGGAUAUUAGGGAUAAAUAUGGCGAAUAUCAAGGAAUGCGUCGAAUUCGCCAAAUCAUCGAAACUCACGAUUGGGCCUCUGAUGAUCAAUCCGCAGAUGCAGAUGCAGAUUUAGGUUUUGACGAUGACCUCGAAGAACAACUCUUAAGCUUUGAAAAGAGUAGCAGUGGGUUCAAUCUCGAGGUCAACGAGCUGGAGCGGGAGAUGUUUGGCUUGCGCAUGGCAAUUGAACGGGGUGGUGAUGAUGGAGAGGAGUUUGGCGAUUUUGAAGGUGAUGACGAUGGUGACAUUAAGGUUGAGUCAAUGGAGGCGUUGAUGUUACGGAUGCAGGCUAUUAAAGAUAUGAGCGCCGAUUUACCGGAAAGCGAACGGAAGAAGUUUGCGGCCAAGGCGGUUCGGGAUAUCAUGAAAGAAAUGUAAUCAUAGGUAUAGAUACUAUAGACUAAUAUCUACAUAUAUACAACCAUAU